Molecule: messenger RNA, 5562 nt
Organism: Mycosarcoma maydis (corn smut)
Lineage: Eukaryota; Fungi; Basidiomycota; Ustilaginomycetes; Ustilaginales
Exons: 1
Coding region: 1-5562 (1853 amino acids)
Biological process (GO): positive regulation of GTPase activity; Ras protein signal transduction
Cellular component (GO): plasma membrane
Molecular function (GO): guanyl-nucleotide exchange factor activity
Source: RefSeq, a predicted model, not a curated record
AUGGAGGACCCCGUCAAGCAGACAAGCAAGAAAAAGCCUGCCUUUGCGUUUUGGGAGAGACAACGCAAGGACAGCACUUGCUCCCUCACCGACCUAGCACCUCCCUCGACUUUGUCCACCUCCACCUCGCCUCCCACAAUGCGACGCUUUGACGCAACCCAACGAAGCAUGACAUCAUCGCCAUCUCCGCAACGUUUGCUGCCCUUUCAGUCUCAGUCUCAGUCUCACCCGCAACCGCAACCGCAACCGCAACCGCAACCGCAACCGCAACCGUCACCGCCACCACCACUGCAACUGCCUCACGCUGGCGCUAGCUCUAGCAACGGUCUCAGUGGUGUUCAGCGUCUGAUUCAGCAAUAUUCGCAGUCUAACUUGGCCGAUGCCGCAUCCUCGAAUGCCUCCUCUUCGCUCAACCGAUCCUUGUCGAGCAGACGCACCGAAGCCAGCCAGUCACAGAUCCGUAGAGUCGCCUCUUCCUCGCGUAGCGCAGCGUUUACGCCCGCAGACGGGCCAAGCCAUGCCGACGGAAGAGCCGACAGCCAUGCUGCUCGCGAUACCUCUGCACAAUCACGCGUACAAGCACCAUUGCAAUCACAGUCACACUCACCAUCACCCUCGGGCCAUCCUUCUCUUUCCUCGGCAUUGACACGACAACCAUCAACGGGUGUCAGCAGUCCAUCACACGCUCCACAAUCCACAAAUUCGUCGGCAACUUUGACGUCUCGUUUAUUGUUGGAUGUCGACGUCGUCGCACCACCAGCAUCACCACCCUCCUCGGCCGUCGCAUCCACAUCACAGCUCCAAGAUGCUAGACCUACCGAUUCACCCAAGCACAUUGACGUCGAAAAGGCACGUAGACGACGACGCUUGCUGCAAGAGCAAGUGCGCAAACGGAACAGCAAGAGGCGUAGUGUAGGUGCUAUCGACAUUACCGAAUCACUUACCCUCUCUGGCAACGAUGACCAUGAGGCUGAAGACGACGUUCGAGAUGAUGCCGAUCACCACGCCGAGCUUGCUCCACCGUCAGAAGCGGCGCACUCUUCCGUUUGCGCUUCCGCUUCCACUUCCGCUUCCGCUUCUUCGGCCAUCCCGAACUCGCUGCAUGCUCGUCACACUCACGCCACCUCCGAUUCGGCUUCAUCGCGACGUGCCGAUCUUAACUCCGAGUCAGAUCCGACCACGCACACGCACGCCGAUGUUGACCUCCAGCCGUACCACGACGCACAAACCCAUCUCAUCACUCCAUCCAGGCCCACCACCACCUCCACCACCACCACUGUCGCCGUCGACCUUGAUUCUAGCUCGAAUGCGCAAAUCAAUCCCAACCCUCGUCCUUCCUCCUUUGAAGAUACACGUCCUUGGCUAGAGUUCAGCCCUCUCAUACCAGACGAAGAGCUGCUCGACAGCCCCACCAAGCCACCGACACCAAGCUCUGCACUUCUUCAACAAUCCGCUUCGUCUGAUCUCACCGCUUCCGCUAGCCAGAACAGCCUGCCCACUGACCCAAACCCUUCCGCUAGCGCGCGUCCGUCGCCUUCGUUUUCGAAUUCCGCCUCGCUUCUCUCCACAGACUCACCAAAAUCGCCCACCGGCCUCGGUCUCUCCACUCCUCCAGGAUAUCCAUCAGCCACCUCGUAUCUCGCCAUACACUCGCCCACCGCCAGCUCGCGCAUCCAUCGCACCACCAAGCUGCCUCCACCACGCCCUUCUCCGCAGGCGCCCCUACCGCCGCCACCCUCGCUGGCUGCAUCUACCGUCUCUUUUUCACAAAGCGCUCUUGCUGCAGCGCCUACGCGCUCCAUGCGCACCUCGUGCACUCGCACUGGUGCACCAGUAGCCUCGGUGCAGGACGAGCUUGACGCAGACGUCUUUGGCGACCCAACUUCGCGAUCCAGAAGCUACAGUCUCGAGCAAGAAGUUGCCUCUGCUGAGCGACAAGAACACAUGGUCCUACCGCCUGCAACCCCUUUGAGCAGCCAACACGCGCACGUGAACCAUCCUCGCACCGACGCUGCUCAGACUUUGACAGCCUCCAACCUGGCCAUCCCCAUGAUCCGCGAACGCAGCGACUCUUUGCACCGCAGAGACAGAAAAGCUCUCGAGCCUAGUGAAGCUGCGCCAUCGAGGCUAGCUAAAAUGCCGCCACCAAACAGCACGUCUCCUGUCGCCGUUGCCUCCUCCUCAUCUCGCACCGGCACCGCCUCAACAAAGACUGCAGCCGUAGGCAGGCCGCGAGGAUUCACCGUUGGUGCAGUACCUGGUCACUCGAAUCCAGUGCGUGGAAGCGCUCCCGUUCCGACCCCUUCCAAAACCCGUCCCAGGUCGCUUUUGUCCAACGAGAUUUUCCCUCUCGACCUUGCCGAGCCGCGCUACAAGUCCAAGAGUGCUAGAGAAGACAACGACAAUGCGCGCAAGACCUACAGCAUGGACAUGGACCGUCGCAUAUCGUCUUUGAGCACCAACAACGCCGUGGCUACAUCGAGAGUCUUGAGUGGAGCAGCUGGCACGAGCCGUGGCGGUAUCGCAUCCACCUCGAUCGAAGAGCGAGACGGUCCUGGCAGCAACACCAGCGGCGACAGGCUCGCCGCCGAAAGCACCGAUCGUCGUCCCAGUGUCGGUGGUCGAAGCCGUAGUGGAAGCAGCGCCAGCCUCCUUCAACAGGUCAACUCGCAGCCCAAGUCGCACGCCAGCUUCGUCAUUGCUGUCGUCGGUCACGCUCACUCGGGCAAGUCAACCGUAAUCAAGAAGGGCUUGCGCCAAUUUGGCCUCUCCAAGCCGCAUGUGCUCUCGGAGAAGGUCACGUCGCAUUCCACCGUCUGCGUGGUCGAUCAAGAGCAGAGAACCAUCGAAGUGCUCGAAAUCGACGCUUCGGUAUUGCUCAACGGCCCCAGUAAGCGCUUCGCCUGGCCCAAGUUCCUUCCUCACAUUGAUGCCGUCAUCCUCUGCUACGAUGCAUCCUUCAUCGCCUCGUUUCGCGGCAUGUCGGAGCUGCUCGAGAAUUUCAGCGUGGCUAACCUCAGCACCGUGAUGCUGGCUUGCAAGUCCGAGGUCCAUCCCAAAGCAGUCGACCCAUACUAUGCAAGCGACAUGGCGUGUAUUUACAACGUCGGACUCGCCGAGUGCACUGUCCAGAGCGAAGAAGGCAAGAAGCGCAUGCGCGACUGUUUCUCCUACUUGGUCAAGGAGGUGGCCAAGGCUCGAUCCGGGCGUGCACGCCGUGGACCCGCCAACACAGUCCCGCCAGCUUCCGCUGCCAUGAGCUCCCAAAGGUCGCUAUCGCCUGGUGCCCCCCACCCUUCGUCGAUCAUGCAGAGCCGAACUGCUUCCACCACGUCACAGGCGAGCUCGCAGAACAGCCUUCCUCGCGCCUUGAACGAGUCAGGCCUGAUUGGUGGCGAUGUAGCCGCCUCUCCAGUUGCUUUCGGCGAACAGCUUCCUUCGCCUGCCUUGAAUCACGAUCCGCUGCGUGCACGAGGUUACAGCGAUGCCAAUUCGAGCCUCAGCGGUGCACUGGGAACAGGCGGUGCCGGACUCACUGACGAGACAGGCUCGGCACCCGCUGUUGAACACACGACCUUGGCGGGCAACAGCGUGGCUUUGAAUGUGAAUCCAUCUGUUGCUUCUUCUUCGGGUCGCGAGCCAGCGACUGCCAAUCCAGACAUACGCUCAAAUCCACGCAAGAUGAGCACUGCCACCUUCGCUUCUGGCGUGUCGGAUGCGCCAAGCUUCCAGUCCGACGAGGAUGGCAUGUUGCAUGACAGUCUGCAACGGGCGCACAUGGGGUUGCAGAAUGCACGAUCGAGCGGAGGCUAUGUAUCGAUCGAGCAACUAUGGGACAAGCUCUUCCACGCCGCCAUCUCGAGGAGCGACGAGCGCUUUGUUUCGAUGUUUAUGGUCUUUUUCCGUGGAUUUGCUACCCCCAUGGAUUUACUCGAGCAGAUGAUCGCCCGCUUCGAAACGCUCACGGCCGAGGAUGUGGCUGAUGGGCUUGUACAUCGAUUCGCCCUGAUCAGGCUCGCCAACAUGCUGGGCGACUGGGUGCUCGACUAUCCGGGUGAUCUCAGCGAUCCGAACACGCACGCUUUGUUGAUUCGGUACCAUCGUCAGCUGUUACGCCAUCCAGAUACAGUGCAUACCGCUACCCAGAUCCAUGCCGCUGUCGAUGCGGCUGUGAAUGCCCCGGAUCUGGAUGCACUCUGGAGCAAAGCGGUCAACAGCUACCAGGCCCGCCACAAAGGCAUCGCAGCGGCCCUAGCGGAAGCACAGCAGGCGGACACGGGCGUCGAGGCAGAUGGAGCGAGUGCGCUGCCAGCCAGCCAUUCGAGCAGCAGCGCAACGGCGCUAAUGCCUUCUUCGGGCAGCACGAGCCAUGAUUUUGAUGGCGGUGCUCCUCAUGGCGACGACGUGUUGGACGAGCACGAGCGGGCCGGCUCAGAGAGCAGUCUGCACGCGCGACCUUACGAAUUCGAAGCGGCCGGACGUUCUCGAAGCGCAUCUGACCUGACGGCCUCAUCGACUGAUGUCACCGACACGCUCUACAAGGAUGCCAAGCAGAGCAUGGUCACAUCAACGCUCAGUGGCAGCGGUGUUAGCGGCGUUAGCAGCGUUAGCGGCCACACUCAGACUUCGAGCACCAGCGCAGGUGCUGUCACCGCUGCUUCUGCUACCUCGUUGAUGGGUAGCGGUGAGACGAACACUAGCGGCCACGGACGUAUCUUGGACCAGAAAUCAACACUACGAAGCAUUUCAAACGUGCUCAUGGAGGUUGACGACGAAAUCAUCGCCACCGAGCUCACGCGACUGGAGUGGGCGUUCUUCACCGCGAUCCAACCGCGAGACCUGCUACGGCACAUCCUCGUGCCACACGACAAACGCGAUGGACCCGUAUCGCGAUCCAUUUCGCACUUUAACUAUAUCUCGAAUUGGGUGUGCUCCAUGAUCCUUGCGCAGAGCAAGACCAAGCAUCGCGCACGCAUGCUCGAAAAGUUUUUCAACAUCGCCUCGAUCCUACGACACGACAACAACUACGGCUCUCUCAACUCUGUGCUCGGUGGAUUGUCAAAGACAGCUGUGCAUCGGCUAAGGCAUACGCGCGAAUUGCUCAAGGGCAAAGCUGUCAACAAGGCGUACCAGAGUUUAGUCAGGUUGAUGUCGAACGAGCGAAGCAGUGCGGCGUAUCGUUUGGCUCUGGAAAACUCGGAUGGACCCACGAUCCCAUACGUUGGGGUUCAUCUGCAGGACAUUAUCAGCAUCUCGGAUGGAAACCCGAGCAAGCGCGCGAGCGACGGCAUGAUUCAUUGGCGCAAGUUUAGUUUGAUGGAUGAAGCAGUGAUGGCGGUGGCACGGUGUCAGCAGUACGAUCGGUACAUCAAGCCCAACAGCGCAGUGGAGAGGUUGAUCGUCGAUGUGCCCGUCAUGGACGACGAAGCGCUGUAUGAGAGGAGUUUGGCCGUCGAGCCGAGAAGCGCGGGUGGUGGCGGUGGAGUUGGAGUGGGCGUCGCAGCGGGCAAGAUCAAGGAUCUCAAGACGUUCUUGAGCCACCAGGCCUCUUCGCAUGCUUGA